CUAACCUCAGUGCCUCACAGCUUAUUCUCUCUCUCUCUCUCUCCUAAGUCCCCAACUUGCUUGGAAAAAACACACUUCAGGGUUCAAGGCAGAGAGAGGAGAGCCGCCUUUCUUUUCUGUUUCUCUUUCUCUUCCUCUCUCUGUUUCUCUUUCUAUCGGCAGACCCAGAAAGCCAUUUAGCAUUCAGGUGCUACUGUGUUUUCAGAUGUUACGAGCAAAGCAGAUCAGUAACCUUUCCAGUAGUGCUAGAUCCUUCUUUUUCAAUGGAUCACGAUGUGGUGCGGCAGAUGGAAGUUCAUGCACUUGCUCUGAUGAUGAAACUUGUGUUUCAAGAGUUCAGCGUAAAAGAAAUGAAGUUCUACUUGCUCAAAAGCCAUCCGCCUUAGUAUCCACACCUUCAGGCAGGGUAGGAACCUUAAUUUCUGGAGAGUCAGUUAAAGUGAUAGGUCCUCAGAAGGCUGAGAAUGUUGAUCAUGCAAGCCCCCUAAAACAAGUUGUUUCUGCCCCCAGUUCUUUGGGAAGAUCAGAUUGUGUAAGUUAUGCUAUUGUCACUGAUUCUGCUCAGAAGGAUUUGGUACAGUCGCCUCUUAUUGCUGAUCAGUUUGUUAAGGCUGGUAUUGCUGCAGUAACUUUUCUGUCUGAUAUAGUUAACUAUAAGAUCCCUCUAUCAGAUGGAAAUGGAAUACUAAACUCGCCCAUGAACUGUAUGGUCGAUCCUACUAGGCCUCUCUCUGGCAUCAAAUCAUCAAAUGUAAGACACAUAAAAAGAGAAAACUUUUCCAGUGUUCAUCCAAAACCGUCUGCACCAAUAGCAGCUGGGUCAAACCAUGCAACAAACAAUCAUGCUACAAGGGGUAAAGGUGAUAAAUCCAAUGUUGUUAAUGGUCUCAGGCAUGUUCAGUACACUGGGUCAGGGAAUUCGGUGGCAAGUCAUCGUAUACCUUCAGAUAAUCAUGAGAAGACUGUACCACAGAGAGGAAGAGCUCAUUCAAACCACUUCCCAUCAAAUUUUAAGUCAAACGUGCAGACUUCAGAUACAGGAAUUGUAGGGUCUAACAGCAGAGGUUUCAACAAGCCCCCCAGAGAUAUGAAAAUGGCAACAGGAAUUGCUCCAAUUAGGAGGCCGGUUGCAAAUACUGGGCAUGUUGCGGAAAGUGUUCAUAACAUACUGCAACAAUUGAAAUGGGGCCCUGCAGCUGAAAAGGCUCUUGGAAAUCUCAGAUGUUCAAUGGAUGCAUUUCAGGCAAACCAGAUUCUCAAACAACUUCAAGACCACUCCGUUGCUCUUGGUUUUUUCAAUUGGUUGAAACGACAACCAGGGUUCAAGCAUGAUGGACACACUUAUACCACCAUGGUUGGCAUUCUUGGUCGUGCCAGACAGUUUGCUGCAAUAAACAGAUUGCUUGAUCAGAUGGUGAAGGAUGGAUGCCAGCCUAAUGUUGUGACAUAUAAUCGUUUGAUUCAUAGUUAUGGCCGUGCAAACUACUUGAAGGAAGCGCUCAGUGUUUUCAAUCAAAUGCAGGAAGUAGGGUGCAAACCUGACCGUGUCACUUACUGCACACUCAUUGACAUCCAUGCAAAAGCUGGGUAUUUGGAUGUUGCAAUGUGCAUGUAUGAAAGAAUGCUAGAGGCUGGCCUUUCUCCUGACACAUUCACUUACAGUGUCAUAAUAAACUGCCUUGGGAAAGCUGGGAACUUGACUGCUGCCCACAAGCUAUUCUGUGAGAUGAGAGAUCACGGCUGUGUUCCUAAUUUAGUCACCUAUAAUAUCAUGAUUGCUUUGCAAGCCAAAGCAAGGAACUAUGAGACUGCCUUGAAUCUUUAUCGUGACAUGAAGAAUGCGGGAUUUGAACCUGAUAAAGUCUCUUACAGCAUAGUGAUGGAGGUGCUUGGCCAUUGUGGGUACCUUGAGGAAGCAGAAGCAGUCUUUGUAGAAAUGAAACGGAAAAACUGGGUCCCAGACGAACCUGUUUAUGGUCUUUUGGUGGACUUGUGGGGGAAGGCUGGGAAUGUUGAGAAGGCCUGGGAGUGGUAUCAAUCGAUGCUCUAUGCAGGUUUGCGACCUAAUGUGCCCACCUGCAAUUCCAUGCUCAGUGCUUUCCUUAGGGUACACCGAUUGCCAGAUGCCUAUAACUUGCUCCAGAGUAUGGUGGGUUUAGGCCUAAACCCUUCUUUGCAAACUUAUACCUUGCUCCUCAGUUGUUGUACAGAAGCACAGUCAUCAUAUGACAUGGGGUUUUGCUGUGAGCUCAUGUCCAUCACGCGUCACCCUGCACAUGCAUUUCUACAGUCCAUGCCAGCAUCAGGACCGGAUGGUCAAAAUGUGAGGGAGCAUGUAAGCCAUUUCUUGGACAUGAUGCAUACUGAAGAUAGAGAGAGCAAGAGGGGACUUGUAGAUGCAGUGGUAGAUUUUCUACACAAGUCGGGGCUCAAGGAGGAGGCAGGCUCAGUUUGGGAGGUGGCUGCACAAAAGAAUGUAUAUCCAGAUGCUGUCAGAGAGAAGAGCUCCUGUUAUUGGCUUAUUAACCUUCAUGUAAUGUCAGAUGGUACAGCCGUCACAGCAUUGUCAAGAACACUUGCUUGGUUUCGCCGGCAAAUGCUAGUGUCAGGGAUAGGUCCCCAUCGGAUUGAUAUUGUAACUGGAUGGGGCCGGCGGAGCAGGGUGACAGGAACAUCUUUGGUGAGGCAAGCUGUACAGGAACUGCUGAGUAUAUUUAGCUUCCCAUUUUUCACAGAGAAUGGAAAUUCUGGGUGCUUUGUGGGAUGUGGAGAGCCUCUUAAUAGAUGGUUGCUUCAAUCUUAUGUUGAGAGGAUGCAUCUACUAUAGCUGGUGAUGAUUUUGUUCUACUCUUGAUUAUAAGCUUAUUCUUGAGCACAGUUUUGUUGGGCAGGAAAUAGGAGCUGAGUUGCACUGCCUCACGAAUUAGAAUUUUUCUAUGUAUUUGACCUUGGUCUUAUGUGCAGCUACUAUAAAUUAAAUGGCAAAUAUGUCAAUUUUCUUAGGUGUCA
Messenger RNA from Quercus robur (English oak), 3009 nucleotides. Its product is annotated as pentatricopeptide repeat-containing protein At1g74750-like. Bases 206 to 2827 code for a protein of 873 amino acids. Lineage: Eukaryota; Viridiplantae; Streptophyta; Magnoliopsida; Fagales; Fagaceae. The transcript has 2 exons. Gene Ontology annotation, molecular function: protein binding. The record is from RefSeq and is a predicted model, not a curated record.